Molecule: messenger RNA, 441 nt
Organism: Didymodactylos carnosus
Lineage: Eukaryota; Metazoa; Rotifera; Eurotatoria; Philodinida; Philodinidae
Source: the annotation of a GenBank genome assembly
AUGGGAAUCAUGAAUUUUCGAUUUUUGAAAGAAAUGUCAGUCAUUAACAAUGAUGACACAGUUUUAUCAGUAUUAUGUGAUCAUCGAAGUGCCACAGUUUAUCGUGUAUCUAUUGCUGAUAUUGUUAAAAUACGUCUUGAAUCCGGCACUGAAUCAAUAACCAUUAAUACAUUUGAAUCAGUCCGGUUAUGUGAUGUUCUGCAGAGACACUAUCUAUGUUUCAAAAAUACUGAAAUCGAAGAUAUUACUCUUUUUCAUAAUCAAACAUUUACUGCUAAUGUUUAUUUACCGGUAAUGAACUUCUUGACACUUUACACGGUUGGUGGCAAUGAAGAUGUACUUACCUUUCCAAUAUGUACUUUAAUAAGUGUCAGAAUAACAAAUGAAAAUGAAAAUAGUUCUAUACAAAUACCAGUAAAAGGAAAAUCCAUGGCCGUUUGA